Molecule: messenger RNA, 2097 nt
Organism: Xenia sp. Carnegie-2017
Lineage: Eukaryota; Metazoa; Cnidaria; Anthozoa; Malacalcyonacea; Xeniidae
Product: amyloid beta A4 precursor protein-binding family B member 1-interacting protein-like
Exons: 16
Coding region: 206-1810 (534 amino acids)
Biological process (GO): signal transduction
Source: RefSeq, a predicted model, not a curated record
AAAAAUUAAGAAAGCCAAUAUACAAGCCACAUAAAUUAACACCUAGAAGGUCGUAAAAAUUUUAAUGCCGAGAAAUCUUCGACAUUUAUAAGCAAAGGAGCAAAAUACCGACAUUAUUUACCAAUAUCAACACCUCUUGUACAAAUAAAUGCAGCUUCUCCGCAAAAGUUGAUGUAAACGACGCUUUUUGAGAAUCAUAAAUAAAAUGGAUAUCAAUGGAAGUGAAAGUAUAUCAGAGGACACAGUCAGUUUGGCAUCAUAUUAUGACAAUCCCGAGACAUUAAAAUCAUCCAGUAGUUUUGAAGAUCAAAGUGAUGAUGAGAGUGAAUCAGAUCAAAAUGAUCAUGAGGCUGAUAUUGACAAGAUGCUAUUGGAUCUUGAGGGAUUUCAAGUGGAACUAAUCCAGACUAAUGGACCAAAUGCAGAAGAAGAAGUUGAAAACAAUGAACCAUUGGAUCAGAUUUCAUAUUCAAUGAACAUAAUAGAAGAUAGUGGCGAUGUGGACUUAGAUGCGCUCCUAGAAGAUCUCUGUGUAAUGGAAAAAGACUUAGUAGGAGACAUUAAAACUACACAUGAAACUUCCCGUGAAACAAGAUCUCCACCACCAUCAAUUAAAAGAUUAUCAUCUCCUGUAAAGGUUACAGCUGAUGUAAAAAUGCAGUUGGAAGCAUUUGGUGAAGAGUUGGAAAAUAGAGAACUAACUUUGGAGGAACAACAAGCAAAGUUUAAAGAAGAGAAAAUUCGUAUUGCUAUGGAAAAACUACGGGAAGCUCGCAUCAAGAAGCUUGUGAUAAAAAUAUUUAAUGAUGAAGAUCCAACCUCUAAAACAAUUCUCGUUGAUGAAUCAUGGACAGCUUGGAUGGUUUGUAAGAAAAUGGUCAUAAAAUAUGACAGAGAACAAAGUACAAACUGGGUGCUUGAGGAAAGACAACAUUCCAAUAACUUAUGUCGUGUUAUUGAGGACCAUGAAAUAAUCGUUGACAUUGUGUCACAGUGGCCACGAGAAACGGAUAAUCAGUUGGUUUUUACGAUGCGCCGCGAUAAAUAUGUUUUAUUUAAAAAUCCUCAGAAUUACUUACUUUCAAGUGACACAAAUGAAGGCUCGGCCAGGUUAGCUGAGCAGAGCAAAGACACUUUGAUUAAUGAAUUUUUCAAAUCUGACGCAAUGCGUCUUCCAAACCUUGAUGGAAUAUUGUAUUUAAAAGAAGGACGACGUACGUGGAAAAAGCAUUACUUUCUCUUAAGAGCCUCGGGAGUUUAUUACACUCCAAAAGGAAAGACGAAAAAUCAACGCAACAUGAGUUGUCUUGUAUCGUUUGAUAAUACUUAUGUUUACACGACAACCGAUUUUAAACGAACUCAGAAGGCUCCUACUGAUCAUUGCUUUGUUAUUAAGCCGUCUAUGUCGAAAGAUCUUGAUUCACGGGCAGUGAAAUGUCUUUGUGCCAGUGAUGCUCAAACAAUGCAACGAUGGAUUACCUGUGUACGAGUUGGCAAGUUUGGGUAUAAAAUGCUUGAAAAUAAAAAUAAUGUUCAUGAAGAAGUUGAAGAUCUUACUGUUGGGACUAUCAAAAGAUCAAGAACAUUAUCUUCUGGAUCUGGCUCAAGUAUGGAGCUUCCUUUGCAGGAAAUUUCCGGUACCAUAAGAGGUCGUUCACGAACAGAAAUCUCCAUUGACCAAGGGCAUAGAAGAAGCUCAAUAAGAAAAAAAGAACCCAUUCCACAACUUGGUUCGAAACUUCUCGCAAAACUAUUUCAAGAAGCGUGGAAAAAUGGCGCCGAAACUGAACAUGCCAACAAGAGGAGAUAGUUAUACAGCAGUGACAUUUUUUUAGCUUUUGUUUUUGCCAGUGGAAGUGUUAAAAUCAAGAUUUAAUCCGAAAUUAUAGUACUUGUGCCUUUGGAGAUUGUGUAGACACUUACAAUAACUUGAUUUAUUUUGGCCUUCUUACUUCAAAAAAUGAUGCGUACUUUUACACUUUUAUACUUAAUCAAAUAACGUUAUAUUCAAUUAACUAAAUUUUUAGAGUCACGCGAGUUUAUUGUUUAUAGGUAUUGUCCCCUACAUCUCCCAGCACUAUAUUUUCUCCAACAAAA